GUCCCGGUAGGUGCCCGACGCACUACACUAUGUCCUGCACUGAGCGUCUUCCGCUCCUCGUGUUCCAGUCCUCCAGUCAAAACAGACCAUGUGGAUCCUCACCAUUCUUACUUUGCUCCUGCUUUUCUUCUUCAAGUCAGGCCUGGCUCUACAGAUUCGGUGCUAUCAAUGCGAGGAGGUCACUCACGACUGCACCACCCCAGAGUUCGUGGUCAACUGCACCAUCAACGUGCAGGACAUGUGCCAGAACGAGGUGCUGGUGAAGGCAGAUGGAAUACACUACCGCAAGUCUUGCGCCUCCUCGGGAGCUUGUCUCAUCGCUUCCUCCGGCUACCAGCAGUUCUGCACGGGCAAGAUGAACUCAGUGUGCAUCACCUGCUGUAACACGUCACUGUGCAAUGGACCACGCCACAAGAAAAGGCCCCAAGCGUCUGCUUCCGUUAGCCUGACCGCGCCAUAUUUCACAGUUUUUGCACUCUUUUUCUUGCUCUCUUCACUCAACGCCAACAGUGGACUGUUUUAACAGGGGGUAAAAAAAAUACUCCAAGCCAACAUGAAUAUUGUUUAAAUGUACGUGUGAAGCUUUGUGUCACAGCUUGCAUUUAAAUGUUAAGUUUUAUCGUCAUGAGCUAAGAUUUUAAGGCAUCUUCAUAAAAUAGAUGAUAAACGACUGAAACAAAUACUCACUGUGAAAUGUACACAAUCUUGAGGUUUAAACCAUAAACACCACGCAUUUUACCAGCUAAAGAACAGACAAAAGACAAACGCAAACUAUGACUUUAAACAACAAGUUCACCUGAGCCAAGAAGUGGAUGGUUUUGGACCGGCCAAAUCAAUCUCCAGACUAAAACCCUAUAGAAGGUGAAGUUUAACUGUUAAAGAGACUGAAAAGAGUAAGCCCCCAAAAUAAUCAGCGAGAUAAUGAUCCAAAAUGACAGAGAAGUUUA
Molecule: messenger RNA, 947 nt
Organism: Phyllopteryx taeniolatus (common seadragon)
Lineage: Eukaryota; Metazoa; Chordata; Actinopteri; Syngnathiformes; Syngnathidae
Product: ly6/PLAUR domain-containing protein 1-like
Exons: 3
Coding region: 89-523 (144 amino acids)
Biological process (GO): acetylcholine receptor signaling pathway
Molecular function (GO): acetylcholine receptor inhibitor activity
Source: RefSeq, a predicted model, not a curated record